Molecule: messenger RNA, 774 nt
Organism: Prunus armeniaca (apricot)
Lineage: Eukaryota; Viridiplantae; Streptophyta; Magnoliopsida; Rosales; Rosaceae
Source: the annotation of a GenBank genome assembly
AUGGCCGCCCUCCAACACACCCCAAUCUCUCUCCAAUCCCAAACCCCAUCAUCCCCACCACAACUCUCCUCCACCCUCACCGCCAGAACCUCCACCCUCUCCUUCUCCUUCUCCUCCACCUUCACCCCCAUCCCCCUCAAGCUCUCCUCCUCCGCCGCAGCCGUCGUCACCCUCCGCCGUAACGGUGGCGGAGCCCUCGGCGCCAGAAUGAACGCCUCCGCGGCCGCCAGCUACGCCACGGCGUUGGCAGACGUCGCCAAAUCCAACAACACCCUCGAAACCACCGCCGGCGACGUGGAGAAGAUCGAGAAGUUCUUCGGCGAGCCGUCAGUCUUCGACUUCUUCAUCAACCCCACCAUCGACCUCGACAAGAAGCGCAAGGUCCUCGACGAAAUCGCCAAGUCCUCUACCCUCCAGCCCCACACCGUAAAUUUCCUCAACAUCCUCGUCGACGCCAAGCGAAUCGACCUCAUAAAGGACAUCAUAAAGGAGUUCGAGGUGGUUUACAACAAAAUCACGGACACGGAGCUGGCCAUCGUGACCUCGGUGGUGAAGCUGGAGUCGCAGCACCUGGCGCAGAUAGCGAAGCAGGUGCAGAAGCUGACCGGGGCGAAGAACGUGAGGAUCAAGACGGAGAUUGAUCCAAGCUUGGUGGCUGGGUUCACUGUGAGAUAUGGCAACUCUGGGUCGAAGCUUAUCGAUUUGAGCGUGAAGAAGCAGCUUGAGGAGAUUGCUGCGGAGCUCGAUUUGGGUGAUAUUAAGCUCAAUUUAUAA